Molecule: messenger RNA, 709 nt
Organism: Zonotrichia albicollis (white-throated sparrow)
Lineage: Eukaryota; Metazoa; Chordata; Aves; Passeriformes; Passerellidae
Gene: FAM181B
Product: family with sequence similarity 181 member B
Source: RefSeq, a predicted model, not a curated record
AGAGCCCCGCGGCCGAAACCGAGGCCACGGCCCCCGCAGGACUCACCCUUGUGCACUGCCAGUCUCCUCCUCCUGCGGUUUGGGCGACGCUGCAAAUAAAAUGUGAAACUUUGGGUUUCUUCAGGUCUUUUUGUAGCGGCCGGUGCCCCCCUUUCAUCCUCCUUCCUUAGGGGCCGGGGCUUGGCUGGCUGUAGGCAGACGCGUUGCUGAACCUGUGGGCGACCUGGGGACAGGGGCUGCGCUCCUCAGAGGCCGCGGGGACCGCUCGUCAGUGAUUUCAGUCUAAUUCUAAAGCUCGUGUCAACAGUUGAGGUGCGUUUAACAUUUUUCCCAGGCUCACGUUUGUCACAAGUGCUGGCAGGUGUUCAGCUGAGGACACAAAGGCAAGAAAGCGAAGCAAAAUUAAAAAUGCUGCUACCAAAACUCAGUAUCCUGAAAUUUUAACAGCGUCUUGCAGAGUCUUGCAAAACGGCAAUUUACAGCGAUUCGUAAGUUAAUUGAUGGUGUAAGUUCGGGACAAAAAUGUACUGUAGCCACUGCGGCCAUGUGAUUCCUACAGACUGUUGGAUUUCUUCCAGGAAUGUGUCAAAGCUCAGAAAGCGAUGCGGCUCCGUCUCAUUGUGUACAGGAGAUUAUUUGAUAAUCAUUUAAGUUAUGUAAAAGAGUCUAUGAUAGGUCCUAUAAAAAUAAAGCUACACAAUAGAUCCGA